AUGAAGAAAAGUGCACAAGAAGACAAGAAAAACGUGAGCCGAAAACAUGUCUAUCAACUUAUUACUAGCAUCACUCCCGCCCGGUGGGCAACUUUUCUUUUCAUGAAUAAAACUCAGAUGCAUGUUGAUACGAACACAACAACAGAAUAUUAUCAGCAUUGGAUAUGUUACACUUUUGGCAGUUUGAUUUGGCGGUUAGCUUGCUGUUGCUUGUUGUACAACAAAAAGAAGAGGAAAAUAGAAGAAAUAAAAAAUGAUUUUGCUCAAAAACGUGAAGCUUCAAAAUCACAACAUUCAUUGAUGAAGUAA
Molecule: messenger RNA, 309 nt
Organism: Clunio marinus
Lineage: Eukaryota; Metazoa; Arthropoda; Insecta; Diptera; Chironomidae
Source: the annotation of a GenBank genome assembly